Molecule: messenger RNA, 1954 nt
Organism: Microstroma glucosiphilum
Lineage: Eukaryota; Fungi; Basidiomycota; Exobasidiomycetes; Microstromatales; Microstromataceae
Exons: 3
Coding region: 91-1836 (581 amino acids)
Source: RefSeq, a predicted model, not a curated record
CCUUGUGCUCCCGCCAAGCCAUACAUCGAAUCUAUACAACGACAGACGGUGUGUGACUCAUUGAGUAUCGAGCGCCUCCUCUGAGCCAACAUGGACUGCUCCGCCAUGCCCGAAGCUCUACCUGUAGACUUGACCGAGCUCAAAAGACCUGCUCUCGUUCAGCUCUGCAAGCAAUGGGAUGUCAAGGCGGUAGGCAAGAAUACCGACCUGGUGGAGAAAUUGAUGGACGCCCAGGCCCAGAGAAUGAACGGUCACGAGGCCGCCAGCUGUGACCCAGCUACAACAGACGAUGACACUUCAAUGUCUGCAUCAAGCUCGGCCGAGCCAUCUCGGGACAGCCUUACCACACCUCGCCUCCCAGAAGCCGCUCUCCCGGAGAGCGUCGCGUCUCUCGAGGAGGCUAAUUGCACGAUGCCCGGGGCCUUCACGGUCACUUCGCCGCAUGCCUCUCCCUCCAAGCGCCAGCGUUCACCUUCACCUCAAAGCCACAGCGAAGCUAUGGCGCCGGCGGAAGCAGCGGCAGUCACUUCUUCCUCUUCUCCGAGGAGACUUGCUGGUCUACCUCGCAAGUCCGUAGCCCCUGCUACCUUCGCCUAUAUACCUCCGCUCCCAGUCAGCAAAAUGGAGGCAAGCACGGCCUCCCCCGGCCUAUACCCAGCACUGCCCUCUGUAGGUACGGAGGGCGCCGAGAAUGCCCAACAGGAAUCUUUGGCGACGGAUGACAGCGUGCCCAAAUUCACAUUCACCUGCCCGCUUGGAAGCACUUCCGCCUCCUCAUCAAGCUCGCUCACGGCUUCAGCAAGCGUUCUGCAGCAGCUCAAUGCUCGCCUCGCGGCUUCAGGUGUACCGCCAGCAACACUGACCUCAUCCUCGAUGCGACCAAUGCUAUCUAGCUCGCCCUCAGCAUCGUCUCUCAUCAGGAGCAAAAGUAGCAAUGAUUUGGCGGCACCCAGGGGCGCCGAGAGGUUCGAGCGAGCGCACCAAAAGCAAUGGAGCAAGACCGGUAGUAUCGCCGAGCACUGGAGCCUGGAAAAGAAAGCGAAGGUCGAGGAGGGGUCGUCGAAUAGGUUUAUUACCGGGCUGAGCAAAGGAGCUGCCGGCAAGGGUACCCGAACUGAGAGGCACGGCGCGAGUAGCGGCGUGACGACCGAAGCGAAAUCCGAGGCUGAUACGGCGCCCACCGCCCGAAAAAGCUCGCCUGCAGCGACAGCAUCAGACGCAAACACAAAGACAGCUUCUGGUCGACGGCCUCUGCCAGCACUGGUCGUUCGCAAGCCUCGCUCAUCACUUGGCUCUGCAAUACUCUCCAAAGGGACGAUCAGAAAGCCCUACGCCGCGAAGCUGUAUGAAAAGAAUAGGUCAAGAAACGUGUGUGAGCCCCGCAUGGCACAUGAGGCCCCAAAAGGAAAGGGGCCAGUUGCCGAUGCAAAGGCACACCAUGAGUCUGUGUCCGCUCUGCUUCCGACACACAGCAAGGAGAAUGCGCUCUCUCUGCCAAGCGUCUACAAUGGUCUUCACAAGCACGACAGCGCGAAACCAUCCGUCCCCGCCUUGAGCGCAAAGCCAGCGCAGCCAGCAAGCUCUUCCGCUGCCACUCCAUCCUUGCCUACCUCCUCGCGAUCGACAGGCCCCUCCUCAUUCCAUCCUUACGCCAGACCUGCACAGUCACAAGCCAGGCGGCCGGGUGCUCCGAGCACGCCAGCUUCGCUGAAUGCUGUCAGAGUACUCGAAACGAAGAGGCGAGCGGCCGAAGAAAGUCGCAGGAAGAUUGUAGAAGCAAGGGCUGCUGCUGCUGCCGGCAAGAGUGUAGCAGUCAAUGCUCUCGCAGCGAAGUAGUGAAGGAAGGGGAAGCGGGCUCUAGUCUGCUUGCGAGGGGGAGAUCGCAUGAACCGGCAAGCAGAUCAGGCGUGCCAUUGUAACAGUAUCCAUUAUACCCCAUCUUUGCUAACAAGCU